Molecule: messenger RNA, 2908 nt
Organism: Macrobrachium nipponense
Lineage: Eukaryota; Metazoa; Arthropoda; Malacostraca; Decapoda; Palaemonidae
Exons: 4
Coding region: 588-929 (113 amino acids)
Source: RefSeq, a predicted model, not a curated record
AACAGCAUCAAGCCACAAGUGAGGUCCACCAGUCCACCAGCACGAGCUCGGCAGUGUAUCGCCUGCCUCUGUCGCGGUUGGACGUAAGGUCGCUCGUUCCCGGAACGCUCGCUCGCGUUACGCUUUGAGGAAGACCUCGCAUGACUUCUGCAUUUACCGUCUUUUGUUAUUUCUUUUUUCAAGUACUUACCGUCCUUGCAGUACCCGAAGCCAACGCCAUUUCAUGAUCAAUAACAUUUAACAACUGAAUUUAUUUUGAAGAUAUCCACCGAAGUGUUACUGAAUGUUUUUAUUUUACGCUUCAAAAAACAUCUAAUCUCUGAGACUGUUUUGAGCUCGUCAAGAGACACAAAUGUCGAAACCCAGACGGAAAGAUAUGGUCGUUUUCGGUAGGAUUCCGGAAGCUUAGAAUUAGCAGGAGCGCGCAGUCGCAGUAUGAGAACAGGAGCAAGUCAUCUGAGAAGACAUAACAUUGCCAGACUGUGUACGAAUCAUGGGUGCGUGGAUGUGACGGACGGGGUGGGCGGGGCACAAGUCAUCGGAGGUCACCAACUGUCAGAGCGCGGGAUGAAGCAGAUCAUCUCGGGAUGAGGGCGGCGUCGUACCACCCGACUCUCCCGCCAGAGAUCGCCACUGAUGCUGCUGUUUACGUCGCUGUCAUCGUCGUCUUCUACGCGGCCAUCAUCAUACUCCUGGUGGGGACGAACCUCCACCGGCUGCGACGCCGUCGUCGAAAUCGCCCUUCUCAUCACCGACACCCUCGUCCCGUCGACACCACGGCCAGCGCCGAAGUGUCGAUGUCCAUGAUGUCGAUCUUCUCUCCCUCCUCCUCCUUCUCCUCUUCGGCCGAGAACCCUGGUCCCGUGUCGACCUCCGUGGUCACUGAGAAGGGCAGAUGGGGGGAACACGAGGAUGCUGUCGUAGUGUGAUGCAGGGUCUCCUGGAAUGCGGAGGUCCUGGAACCUAGAAUCUACUGGAACUUGCCUGGAAGGAGUUUGUGAAGCUGCAAAGGGUCAGGGCACUGGAACCUGAGCUCUCAUGGUACUUGCCUGGAAGGGGUUGGUGAAGCUGUAAGUGUCAGAGGCCUCGAACCUAAAGUCUUCUGGAACUUUCUUGGAUGGGGUUUGAGAAGCAGUAAGUGGUAGGGCCCUAGAACCUAGACACUCUACUGCAACUUUCCUGGAAGAGAUUUUGGAACUACCGUCAGGGUCCUGGAAUCUAAUAAACUAUUGGCGUUGACUGGAAAGAGUUUUUGAAGCUGAAAGUGGCAGGGCCCGGGAAACUAAACUACUGGGCGUUGCCUGGAAAGUGCUUUUGAAGCUGCAAGUGGCAGGGCCCUGGAACCUAGUAGACCCUACUGGAACUUGCCUGGAAGGAGUCUGUGAAACUUCAGUGUCGGGGCCCUGGGACCUGAGCUGUACUGGAACUUUCCUAGAAUGAGUUUGUGAAGCUGUAAAUGUCAGGGCCCUGGACCCUACACUCUACUGGGCCUUGUUUGGAAGGAAUUUUGGAACUGCUCAGGUUUCUGGAACCUAAACUAGUGGGCGUUACCUGGAAAGAGCUUUUGAAGCUGCAAGUGGCAGGGCCCUGGAAACUAAACUACUGGGCGUUUCCUGGAAACAAUUCUUGGAGCUUCCAGUGGCAGGGCCCUGGAACCUAGAUAUUUUUGGACCUUUCCUGGAAGGAUUUUGUGAAGCUGCAAUGUUAGGGCGCUGGAAUCUAAACUCUAUUGAACCAUGCCGCCUGGAGGGAAUUUUGGAACUGUCAAGUGUCAGGACCCUGGAACUUAAACUCUACUGGAACUUGCCAGGAAGGAGUUUAGGAACUGCUAGUGUCAGGUCCUGAGGUCUUGCUUCUGACAAACCAUUUAUCAGCUCUGGAAGUGUUUGUGAGAGUUAGCUGUUGGUGUUAGGUUCCAGUUCUGGGUCGUGUCGACACACUGGACUCCUUGAAAAUCCCUGAAAAGUAAGUCUGGAAGGUAGACUUAAAUUAGACCCUUUUUUGGAGAUCGUCUGGAACUGACAGUAUUUGUGUCCUGAGUCUGGAAAAUUUUUCAGUCGCCUGAAAGGUAUUUGUGGGACAAAUGUCACAGAAUAUUCAUUGGAAGUGUACAAUAAAGAGCUGUAAGUUCCCGAACAUUUGGUUUGGAAGUGUUGGAGAAAGGAAAGUGUCACACUGCGUUCGCUGAAAGUCAUUUGGAAGAAAAUUCUAAUACCUGAUGCUCUGGAAGUCUCUACUAAAUAAGAGGGUCUCACAACACACGCUUUGUAAGAGUUUGUGACAGAAUAAUUUAACAAUUUAUGCGCUGGUUUUUAUGUAUGACAAGUAUCAGUUUUGAGCGCGUUCAGAAGUGCUAAACAAAGUGUCCCUCUCUGCAUCUUGUGGCUUGUGGACAACAAUACUGAAACGUGACAUGAAACUGAUCCUAAACAAUUCAGUGUCGUAAAGUAAGAAGGAAAAGGGACGUAUUACAAAAAUGACAUAAAGACAGUUUUAGAUAAGUGAUAAGUAUGAAAAAUAUAAUGGUGCUUUUGUCGUACCUUGUUGAAAAAGAAUACCCUUACUAAAACAAGAUUGUGUAUACUUGUACAUAAAUCAAUCGACUGAUGACAUUCGCUGUAAAGAUAGUAUUUUUGUCUAUAACGUGAAAUAAACUAUGACAACUGAAACUUAUCUAGAGGCGGCGGUUACCUAGAAAUUCAAAGAAGAAAUUUAUUGGAGAGAAAAUGAAUUCCUGCCAUUUCUGUGAAUUAUUUAUUUCUCGCUCUCCUGUUACAAAUGGCGGUCACUCUUUUAAUCUAAGCUGGAAUUUUUUUCAGGAAUUUUUUCCCGGUUUCAGGACAUCAAUAUGAUUUCAUUUAUAAAUUCCUGUAAAUAUUUUUCAUCGAUAGGUGAACAUAGAGUAUGA